AUGACGCUCAUCUACGGCUGCCUGCUCUACAUCGCUGUCUCCGAGCUGGCGGCCUGCUUCCGGCUCUGGCGUAGCGCCACCGCCGCCGAGUGGAUCCUGGACAGCGUGCCGGACGUCCCGUACCUCCCGCUGCCUGACCAACAAGCAGCUUCGUCGUGCGUGAUAUGCAUCGCGGAGUACGGGAGCGGCGAGGGGCGGUUCGUCAUGCCGGGCUGCGGCGACGCGUUCCACAGAGGGUGCAUCGCCGAGUGGCUCCGCCAGGGCAAGACCACUUGCCCUAUGUGCAGGGCCACCGCCAUUGUCGUCGUGCCGCCGGCGGGAGAAGAGAAGGUCGUUGCUGCUGCUGUUAGCACGGCUGAGGACAUGGUGGAGUACGGCAUUAUUGUUUCUGACACUUUCGGCAUUGGACAGCUAGGGAAGCAAAAUCUGAUCUGA
Miscanthus lutarioriparius is the source of this 435-nucleotide messenger RNA. The record is from the annotation of a GenBank genome assembly. Lineage: Eukaryota; Viridiplantae; Streptophyta; Magnoliopsida; Poales; Poaceae.